This is a messenger RNA of Durio zibethinus, 2572 nucleotides long. NCBI's taxonomy places the organism in Eukaryota, Viridiplantae, Streptophyta, Magnoliopsida, Malvales, Malvaceae. The record is from RefSeq and is a predicted model, not a curated record.
GAUUGGAAAGAGGAUAUCUAUGAUUUUUUGAGAUUUGAUGGGUGAAAUCACGUGUUUUUAUCUUGAACUAUCAAAUGAUACAUUGUGUAUUUCACAAUUUAUUUAAUAACAUGAGAAAUUUGGUAAUUUGUUUAAUAACGUCAUCAAUAUCACAAGACAAUAUAUGAUUUAUCACUUGAAAAUCUUCAAGUAAUUUAUUUUAUAAAUUUUACUUGGCACUAGAGAAAAUUUAAAGAAAAAUUUGGAAAAACAUGUGAUAUUUUUGUAACUGAAUACAAAUUUUCUCCUCCAAUAGAUGUCAUGUCUGAUUAAUUUUCUAAACUAAAGAAGAAAAUAGUAAAAGCAAUAAAGUAUUAUAAUUAAUUUUUCUAACCGAACAAAAGAUAUAUAAAACUAAAAAUUAAUGGUAGAUGAGUCACAUACUUUCCAAGCAUAUAAGGUGUGGAUAAAAUUUUAAAAUUUUAUAUUUAGUAUUAUCAGCGUAUAAAUUAUGUAUUUUCAGUACCCCAAAAAAUAUCCAACUGAACAUUGGGGUCAGUGUCAGCAUUUAUAUUUUUACCUUUCGUUUCAAUAAUAGAGGUGGUUGACACCACAGGUGGACCAGGUGAUCACCAUUAAUGGGGCUAUUGUAGACAACAUUUUCAACAAGAAAAAAAAAAUCUCAGACAAAAAGUUGCCGCUGUAUAAUACGACCCACCAGAGAUCACCGACAAAAAUCAAUGGAAAAAAUAGAGGUAGUUUUCAUCCCUGCACCAGCCAUCGGCCACCUCGUCUCGAAUGUUGAGUUUGCAAAGCGAUUGCGUGAUCAAGAUGAUCGUUUCUCAGUCACAGUCCUAAUUAUAGACCCAUUGCUGGAACCGAAGGUCCAAACAUACGUCCGAUUACUUGCGGCUUCUGAUGCUCGAAUACGAUUUAUCAAUUUUCCUCAAAUGGAAACUGAUCCAUUAAGCAAUACCAAAAGCCCAUAUAUAGUUGGAUUUGAAUUUUUGGAGAGUCACAAGUCGAACAUCAAAGAGUAUAUCAUUAAUCACGUUUUACCAAAUUAUGCUGUCUCUGCUGCCUUGUUUGUUGUUGAUGCAUUUGCCGCUCCUAUGAUUGAUGUGGCCAAUGAACUUAGCCUCCCUUCUUAUCUUUUCUACACUUCCGGUGCAGCCACUCUUGGAUUUAUGUUACACGUAGUUACUCGACAUGAUCAAGUUGGCAGGGUGUUUCAAGCUUCCGAUGGAGAGUUAGUUAUCCCAAGCUUUACAAACCCGGUUCCUUGUAAAGUUAUACCCUCGCUUUUUUUUGACGAGAAUGGUGGGUACAUUUACACCAAAAAUUCCAUGAGAAGAUUGAAAGAAACCAAGGGCAUAAUUGUUAACUCGUUCGAAGAGUUAGAACCUCAAGCGGUUAAGUCUCUGGUAGAGUAUGACAUACCACCCUUUUACUUGGUAGGGCCCGUACUUGAGCUUCGAGGUCAUAGUAGUUCGAUGUGUGAUGAGGUCCAAAAUGACGAGAUCAUGAAGUGGCUUGACAAUCAACCCCCAUCAACGGUGGUUUUCAUCUGUUUUGGAAGCUUGUAUUGCGUGGUGGAACCACAAGCCAUGGAGAUUGCACGGGGGCUCGAGCAAUGCGGGCAUAGAUUCUUGUGGUCACUACCGAUACGAAGUCCAAGGAACCAGGGGUUGGGAAUUAGGCCUAGUAAUUGCCCCAAUCUGAAGGAGAUUUUGCCUGAAGGGUUCUUGCAGCGUACAGAAGGAAGAGGAAUGGUAUGUGGUUGGGCUCCGCAAGUUGAAGUCCUUGCCCACAAAUCCAUCGGAGGCUUUUUAUCACACUGCGGAUGGAACUCGAUUCUUGAGAGCUUAUGGUAUGGGGUGCCCAUUUUGACAUGGCCAAUGCACGGAGAGCAACAAAUGAAUGCAUUUCAGAUGGUGAAAGAUUUGGGGUUAGCAGUGGAGAUGAGAUUAGACUAUAAGCUGGGCGACAGUGAUGCGGUGAUGGCAGAUGAAAUUGGCAAAGCUCUAAAUUGCUUGAUGGAUGGGGACAGCGAGGUGCGGAAGAGGGUGAAAAAGAUGAGUGAAAUGAGCCGGAAAGCUGUGAAGAAUAGCAAUGGGUCUUCGUUCACUUCGUUUGCGCGCUUAACUGACUUGUUUUUGAUGGGUAACGCCAACAAGCCUUGAGUCGUCGGAUUGCCGCUUGCCGGUGUGAUUUUCUCGGAGUGUCAGUGAUAUUAUUCCUUUCCUCUUCUUGGGCUUGUUUUCAAGUAAGGCUAUUCUCUGAGCCAAUAAUUAUUAUUCUAUCUCGUGAAGGAAAAAACACAUCUCAAAUCAAUAUUAAACGUCUCAAAUGCAAUUUCAACGGUAUUUCAUUCAAACAUAUUUUUCGAGAAACAAACUCUAUUGCGGAUGGUUUGGCUAAAUCCGAGAUUUCUUGAUAAUGUUCUUUGGUGGCUUGUUUUUGAUUGAGAUGUUUUUAUUGUUUUCUCUUAGGGUGUGUUUGGUUUAAAAGAAAACCUAAUUCUUUUCUGUGUUCUAUUUUUCAUUCUGUUUUUAUUUUCAUGAAAAAUAGAAAACAGAAGUGAAAACAUAUU